AUGAAACUCAAUAAUGAGACCGUGACCAUUGAGCUCAAGAAUGGCUCUGUAGUCCAUGGCACAAUUACUGGCGUAGAUAUGCAGAUGAAUACCCACCUUAAAACUGUCAAAAUGACAGCCCGUAAUCGGGACCCAACGUCCCUCGACUCCCUAUCUAUUCGCGGCAACAAUAUCCGCUACUUUGUGCUUCCCGAUGCCCUCCCUCUUGAUACACUAUUAGUGGAUGACGCACCAAAACCCAAGGGCAGGAAGAAGGAUGAUGCACGCGGAAGGGGCCGUGCACGAGGGAGUGGGUUGGUUGACCGCGGGCGUGGUGGUCGAGGCAGGGGAAGGGGACGAGGCAGGGGUUUCUGA
Suillus subalutaceus is the source of this 354-nucleotide messenger RNA. Its product is annotated as Sm-like ribonucleoprotein. Gene Ontology annotation, molecular function: RNA binding. The record is from RefSeq and is a predicted model, not a curated record. Lineage: Eukaryota; Fungi; Basidiomycota; Agaricomycetes; Boletales; Suillaceae. The coding region runs from base 1 to 354 and encodes 117 amino acids. The transcript has 2 exons. Gene Ontology annotation, cellular component: U12-type spliceosomal complex; U1 snRNP; U4 snRNP. Gene Ontology annotation, biological process: RNA processing; spliceosomal snRNP assembly.